Molecule: messenger RNA, 804 nt
Organism: Haliotis rufescens (red abalone)
Lineage: Eukaryota; Metazoa; Mollusca; Gastropoda; Lepetellida; Haliotidae
Product: ependymin-related protein 1-like
Exons: 6
Coding region: 81-683 (200 amino acids)
Biological process (GO): cell-matrix adhesion
Cellular component (GO): extracellular region; lysosome
Molecular function (GO): calcium ion binding
Source: RefSeq, a predicted model, not a curated record
UGGAUAAAAGCGAAACACCUUCGAGUACCGUUCGUACAUCAAGGACUUGGCGCAGAUAUCCCCAACGAUUCCCCACCAAAAUGAUCCUGCAAGCAGCCUUACUCUUCGCUGGUCUUUCUGUGACAGCCAGUGCCAGCACCUGUUGUCCUCCAGUGAGAUUCAGUGCGGUGCAAUCUGUCACCAUUGUCAACUCCACGUUUGCUGAGGAUGCUUUGUAUUCAUUCAUCUACGACGGCAUCAACCAAAGAUACGUCAUCAGCGGUGACCUCAGCAACGGAUUCGUCACGACCACCAAAGUAAUCUAUGAUUACCCGAAGAGAACUGGUUUCCGUAUAGACACAGUGGCACGAACGUGUUCAGCAUUCCGCCUUCAGGGACAGUUCAAGGACCAGGAGAGUGUUUGUGUUCCAGGCGGUGCCGUCUCCUUGGGCCCUUUCUUUUACGGCUACGAUGUUGGCAGGCUGUCUUCAAAGGUAUACUCUUACAAUAGCACCGCCGUCAACGGGGAACAUCAGAAAGUCGUGGCUACCGUCACACGGAAAGACUGUGUACCAAUCGUCAUCACCACGACCACGACCGGCGGCCAAGGAGGAAACGCUCUUAAAGUUGUCGGGUACAACGACGUGGUUCCGGGCAUCUGGGACUUCUCUGUGUUCGACAUUCCGCCAUACUGCUCUAUGUGAUACCAACAUCUGAUCAUGAAGAGAUACAGUAGGACCUGUCUUUCUCAAGUCACUGUCAGAAUGUAUCAUCUUUCAAGAUGUACAUAAUAUAAAUGAAUAAUAAAAAUUUGUUCAGCAAAAA